Molecule: messenger RNA, 195 nt
Organism: Gaeumannomyces tritici R3-111a-1
Lineage: Eukaryota; Fungi; Ascomycota; Sordariomycetes; Magnaporthales; Magnaporthaceae
Exons: 3
Coding region: 1-195 (64 amino acids)
Source: RefSeq, a predicted model, not a curated record
AUGGCUUACUUUCCGAACAACGUACAGGCCAACGAAACCCUGGAUUUUAACUUUUUCGCAGCAAAGGCCCGGGCUAAGCACGUUAAAAACCAUAAGUUUAAACGCUUAGCUUGGCAAACGAUCCUUUCGACCGAAAAAAAGGAGUACCGCAAUACGUUUAAAAAGGCCGCUAGCAUUACAAAUAUUAACCAAUAA